This is a messenger RNA of Aedes albopictus (Asian tiger mosquito), 1473 nucleotides long. RefSeq lists its product as uncharacterized. The record is from RefSeq and is a predicted model, not a curated record. Lineage: Eukaryota; Metazoa; Arthropoda; Insecta; Diptera; Culicidae. Bases 943 to 1335 code for a protein of 130 amino acids. The transcript is spliced from 2 exons.
CUUUUGCGAAAAUUGCAACAGAUGGCGCUAGUGAGCAGGAGUUUUUCACUUUUAAAAUGUAUGGAGAAAAUAAUAAAAAUUAGUUUCUUGACUCAUUAAACAUUUUAUCGGAAAAAAUAUUUGGUACAGGUUGUAGGCCAUAAUGAUAGCUAUCUACGGUACCAAAUAUUUUUUAUCAAAAUUUCGAGAUAUUUAAAAUAUAUGGAAAAAUGUUCAAAUUCCCAUACAUUUUUUCGACCGAUAACUUCUGCCUCGAUAUUGGUUGAUCUUCGUUUGCCUAUACAUGGCAUCACGAAUAUACAUGGAUUCGUAUUUACCCACCUGUCAAUUCGUAAACAAAAAAAAAAUAUGAAAAAAAGUUUGAAGCUGUUUGGAGCUUGGAGCGGCAACACGGAAGCAGAAAUCUUGGUAAAACUUCAAUUUAAUUACAGAUAUAAAUAAUAUUAAGGUUUAUUAUACUGACAAUUUCAGGUGUAAUAAAUAGUUUCCCCCGUUUCCCCACCGCCGCAGCGGUCAGCAAGCAGCCGUCGGCCGGGUGAAUAACUACAUUCGGAGCCAAUACAGAAGUGUAAACACAGUGCACUUUGUCCGGAAAGUGGAAGCGCUCGGUUGCUUCCCCAGCUCAGACCCCCGUGAAAAUGGGACUCGAUUCCGAAGUGCAGGACUACAUCAAAACGCUGAAUAAAAACAGUCCCGUUUCGGUGCCCCAAGUGUGACAGAAAGUAUAAAUCCGUGAUUGGGUUGCAGUACCAUUUAAACAACUAUGGCCACGAUAAUCCGUCCCCGUCCAGCACGGCGCCGGUUCCAGUGGCCACUAAGCAACCAGAACCAAUAGCGGGACCGUCGACAGAAGUGGAAAAAACACCCGCCGCUCCAGAAAAACCUGAAACUGUGAGUACAUCGACAGGUGCAGAUGAAGCUGUCAAAGGGGAAGAUGUCGAAAUGAAAGUGCCGACGGCAAAAAGUAGCGAGAAAGCUGCAUCGAGUGCGAAAUCUCCCGGAAAAGGUGCCGUGGCCAAGGAAACGCCCAUCCGACCCCCGAAGAAGAAAGUGGGGGUGACACUGAAAAAUAAGACCUCCGCUGCACCGGCCAGGGAGUCUCUGACCUACAUCGAGCCGGAAGGGCUGUUCAAGAUCGAGUUCGGCGGAAAGAACAUCAACCUGUCGGUGGACGAAGCAUUUGAGCUGAUCAGUUUGGACGAGCAGAAGAAAAAGUGGGAAAAUCCGGAUGUGGAGCUUUUUGCCGUGCCACCACCGACGGAACUGGAAGUGAAGCUUCCGGAGGGCUUCAUCAUGGCUAUUCAAUGUUUAUCUCUUCGGUUAUCAAUUCGAUGAACAUAAUCACGGACGUCCCAAUCCUGACCAACUAUACUAUUGAACCAAAUUGGAAGAAUCCUUAUUUCACCAUUAUAUUUGUUUAUAAGUAAUAAACAGAAGCUUAGGGGGGUGGGCUUUAAGAAAAAAAUCCGAAAA